AUGAUCACCGCUUAUGGGCAGCCGGCGGCGCUGUCGCUGGUGUUGCCUCCCCCUGAUGAGGGAAAAGGCGCAGGAGGUUACGACCGCAGCGACAGUAGCAGUAGCACUAACAGCGGCAGCAGUAGUAACAGCGGCGGGUUGCUGCAGCAGCAGUUGCAGGAACUGCAACAACAAAAACCUACGUGGACGGAGACGGGCGGGUGGCGUGCUGCAUCCUCUGCGGAAGGGCUUAACGAACCUUCGACUGUGGGUGCGGUAGCAGGAGUCGCGCCAACAACCGGUGGAGAAAGUUGGCUCACGGAAGGCUUUUCCACAGCUGUUGAUGCGUGGCGUCUGGGGAGCACUGGCAGUUUUAGCGACGACGAUGCCGAGGGCAGUGAUGCGGAAGAGGACCAUAUCCAGCCAGCAGCAGCAGAGAAUGCUUCCACAGCUGAAGAAGCCAUACGGUCGCUGCCUUCAAUGAUAACGGCGCACCGGCCUCCGAAUACUUCCCCUUUGUCCGUCUCGUUCUGCUUGCUUUUGCGCCUCCCAGUGAGGCCUUCGGCACUCUGCUGCUCGUCGGUGCAGCGGCAUCAGCAGCUACUGCUCGCAGGCUGUAGCAGACAGCCUGCUCUGUUUUGGCUCGACCUGGGAGGGCUGAAGCAGGUGUUGGGGUGUCUCUACACGAGCGACCUGCUACGAGUAGCCAAACGAGCGGGCGUAUGCCCUGGAAAUGCUGGACCUCCCUUUGCGGCGGUUGCAGCUUCUGGGGUUGCCCCAACGGCUGCAACCACGGCAGCGUGGUCAGGGGCAGCGUACCAGAGUAGAACUACUGCUGUUCCUGGCGAUUGGGGCUGCCCCUGCAGCGCCUGUGGGGGUCGCUGUUGUUGCUUUCUGGAGCGACCGUCACUCCAGCCAAUGCGACGUAGUAGCAGCAGAAACGGCGGGUCAGCACCAGCAGAAGCCACGCUGCCUUCCUCUAGGCGCUGCAGGUGCCUAGGGAGGCGCAGGCUCAUUACUUAUCUGUACCACCCCAAGGGUUACACUGCAGUGACAGACCUUUUGCGGCUCCCUGCGUCUGCGCAGGAUGCACAGCUCUUGCCCGAUCUUCCGGACGUCUUCCUUUGUGGGGACUCUUCCCAGGACCCUGGAUGGUCCCUGCCUACGUCACUGGGUAGCGGGAGCGCCUCAACCAGCAGAAGGCGCUCGCGAACGUUGCGUACGCCACAGGUGCCCCGGUCAAUGGGCUACAGCAGCUCUGCCGAGUGCAGCAGCAAGCGGUCAACGCGUGACGACGUAGUCGGAGCUGGUCACCGAAGUGCCAAGAGUCUCAGUGUUAGAGAGCCGCAACGUCGAAGCACCUCGCAGCUGCAACUGCAUCUAGACGCUUUACGCAGCAGCGACAGCAGCAGCACGGCGAACGCCAAGAGCAGCUGCAAUAACAUUACUACAAUUUGCAACAGCACGAACGACCCUACUGUUAAUCAAGCAGUAGCAUCCAGGAGCGGCCGCAGCACAACUGGCGUACGGGACGGCCGGAGAAAUCCCGUUGCCUCGGUUGCUUCACUUGGUGGGGUUUUGGGAAAACCUGACAGCAGCCUGGCUGACAGGGCAACCGUUGCAGUUGCGGCUGCAGGCAGCAACAGCAGCAGUAGUAGCGGGGACACAAGCGACGACGGUGUAUCGCUAGGUUGGAGGAGCAGUCGGCUCACGAGAGGCCCGCGCAAUGCACGGCCGCUGGAGCUGCCACAGCAGAUGCGGGAGGUGAGGUGGCCAGUCUUGCGUAGCCUGACGGAUGACACUUUCUCAAAUUAUGAGGCUCUGCGUGCACGCUGCUGCGGGGGAGUGCGUCAGUUGCAGCUGAACUGCCGACUUGAUAUCUUGGCUGUGGUCACAGCCUCAGGGGAGCUCCUGCUGUUGGCUUGGCGCUUCCCUCUGAGAGGUUAUUCUGAGGUGGAUGAAUGUGAGGGCAUUCAAAAUCCAGUGAAGGAUUCUUGCGUGGCUCCGCAACCCCGUAAAGGCCACUUCGCUAGCCAGCAGCAUUUGCAGCGACUGGAGCCAGAAUUUCCAAUAGCUGCGGCAGCAGAAGGUGGAAGGGAUGUAUCAGAGGCGCCUAGUCCAGCCAGCGAGGGCAGCCAGUUGAGUGGUGGUAGAUCUACCAGCCGCCGCAGGGGCUGUGGGAGCAUCUCUAUAGGGGCCGGACGGGACGGCCGCGUAGCAAUAGGACACUCUGCACGUGAAGGUUUUGUGAAUGCUUACUCGGCUUCGGAGACCGGUCACAGAAACAGCAACGCUAAUAUGCUAAGGCCGUGGCGACCGCUGGGGCUUCAGCUUAGGGCAGAAGGAGUGUGCUGCUGCGCGCUCAACGGGGAACGGAGUCUCGUGGCGGUGGGCCUCGGGAAUGGCUCUGUCGAGGUGUAUAGGCUUAUCUGGCCUAGGAACCCAGUGCAACGAGUUCGAAGCUCUCGGGAUCCGCAUCGGCAACAAACGCAGCAACGCUCAACUAGGCGCAUCCACAGGGAUGUUGAGCGCGAUGGUUUUACGCUGCUCCCACAGCUGCUUCACGUGAUAACUGUCCCAGACGACAUCAGGGUGGCAGCAGCACAACAAGAAUCAAUAGGGGCAAUUCGUACGGCAGCAGGUGCAACUUGCACAAUGGGCGCUCCUUAUUUGCGCGCGCGGAGUGUCCAGAGUCUGCAGUGGACAGCAGACGGUGCGGCCCUCUCAGUGCGGUGGUUAAGAGGGGGAACCGCUGUCUUCAGCCAUACGGGGAGCAUAUUAUUCUCGCUUCCUGACCCCUUUGCUGCAGAAGCGAGCGCUCAGGCUUCUUCAGCGGGUUUGCCCCACCCGAUUAGCAGGCCAUCUGGGUGUUCGCAGCGGCCGUGGCAGCAGAAGCUUUUGUAUUCAGGAGAGGUUUGGGGGGAUAUAGCAGCAACCGCAGCAGCAGUUGCUGCAGGGUCAGCUGCAGGCUCGGGCCAGUUGUGCUGUUGGAUCAUGGGCGGUCUCUCUCUUCUGCACGCAUGUCCAUCUCUUGGAGCCAACGCUCAGCUCCAGCCUGAUGGCCAAUGCACCGGACUUGGCAGAAACGUGAUGUUCUAUGAAGUGGACCCCAAAAUUGAAGGCCCUACUUCAGAGCAGUUGUUGGAGGUGCCCGUCGUGCGGAGCGCGUCGGUAGCUGUCGCAGCUUCGUCUGUGGACGUUUGUGGGAGCCGCUGUGCGUCAGAUCUGACUGACAGGGUGAUGAUUGGAGGCUCACACCUGCUUGUGUGGAGCUUCCUGGGGAACGUGAAGGCGUCUGCCGCUUUAUCCCUCAUCCCGUUACCCCCCAAUUUGUAUACGGCAAAGGCGUUUCCCGUGAGGCAGGCGGCACUGUCUCCAGACGGAUCUCAUAUGCUUGUCUCCGGGAGGCGAGGCUUCGCCUUGUUUGCUAUGUUACAGCGGCGGUGGCGGCUUCUCUGCAUGGAGAGCCAGGAGGCUCAGCUCCCUACCGGCACCCUUCCCUUAGGCUGGUACACCAAAGACAUCUUCUUCGUGUCGACGCCCGCAUGUAAUCAGCCGGACGCUGCACAGUCGGCAGCCACUGCUGCAGCAGCACCAGAGCCGCGCAGCACGCUAAAUGCUCCGGAUGCAGCACCUCGCUGGCUUUUGCCGUCUAGUGUGUUUCAUAGAUUUGAAGCUGCCGUAGCUGCAGCCGUGGACUUUUGCCCCUCCAGGUUUGCAGCUCAUGUUCCUCUGACUAUUCACGAGAAGACAGCCUGGCUCCAGCAACAGCAGCAGCAGUAUCAGCAGUCUGCAGCACGUCUGUGGGGAGCGGCUGGGACCGGCAGCGGCAGUAGGGAGCUCUCUGCAGUUGCCGCGGGCGCAGCAUCUCGUGGAACUGGCAGCAGCAGCACCACCAUGUGGCACUACGCUGUGUUGUUUCUGAGUAGCAGCGAACGACUGGACCUGCGUUGCCGCGUUGCAGAAAUUAAGCGCCUUCCGGCCAGACCCCACACGGCGACGGUGCUGCCGAGCCUGCAGCAGCAACAGCUUCUUCGCCCAGCAGCCUCUCUUGGAUCCCCCCACCUAACGGUGUCUCCACGACAGCAUGACGGACGGGAAGAACGCCAGCAAGAGGAGCUGCACCACGACGAGCCUGCAUCAUGUGGGCUGCGCGUGCUAGAGGAGGUUGCGCUCAAGCAAAGCACCGUAAAUGGUUCAGACCCAGAUCCCGAGCGAAGGCUGUCAGACGAUAAGCUAAAUCCCUGCAGCAGAGAAGGCAGCAGCAACAGCAGUAGGACUACAGAAUCUGCUUUCGCUGAACAGUACAAGGCAAGGAGCACCCGUCCAUGGCCUGUCUCUACCACGAAAGUACAGGGAAGCUCGGCGGUCCUAGCCCUCCAUGAAACGCAUUCGGGUAGUAGUCGGAGCAAUUUAUCAGCAGAAAGUGCAGCAGUUUCACCGUCACUUUUUGUUGGUCCUCGAGCGCCGAGCAGUACAGCAGUGCCACUGAGCCCCCUUCCCUUCCAAAGAAUUGUUGACUUUCCUCGUCCUGCUGCCGUUGUACCCGCUCGCUCCAAUCGGCGCGGCAACAUCAACCUCUACGAGGCGCAGCUCCAACAUCAGCAAGAACAGGAUCCGCCAAAACACUUGAUGAGAGAAAGUCUUGAGGCAUAUGCCCGCGGCUCAUCGUCUGUUUUACUGUAUUCGACACAGUCAAAAGCAGCAGGAGAGACAGCUGGCGCAGCAAAGUCCGAAACAACAGAGGCGGCGCCAACUGCUUCUGGCGGUUUUGCAGCCUCGACUCUUCGUGCAGAGCCAUCCUUCGUCGAUUCGGAGGGUUGCGGCGGCAGCGGCUUGGACUCCUCUCCUGCAACUAGGGGCCCUGCGGUUGCCGCGCAGCUUUGGGAAGCACGUAUUGAAAACUGCGACGUCUGCUGCUGCUGCGUAGCUGGAUGGCAUCUCUGGGCGCAAACAGCUUCAGGGCUUUUGUUGGCCUCCGUUGGAUUCCACUACUCGGGCACUGCAGCAGCGGCGGAGGCGGCGGAUCUAACUCCGGAGCAUUUGCUCGCAGUAACUGACGUACGUUUGCGCUCGGCUUUGGUACUUCCAGUAGAGGCUCGGCCGCAGCCCCUUCAUAUCGUUGGAGUACUCGGCGAGCUCGGAGUGGCUGUCGCCUGUACACCCAGCCGUGAGACGGCGCUUGGAUUUCCGAUACAAAUCCAGCCUGCCACUCAGAUACGCCUGCUUGUACAGCCCUGCACGCAUGCGCUACUGCAGCGGCAGCUGCUAGCUGCGGUUGCCUGCAUUCCUGUAAAUUCCAGAGCCCAUUUUGGGCUUGUCAAGGGACGCGCAUUUGAUGCAGCUGCUGAAGGGCUUAUGAAGGAAUUGACCAAAUGCACAGGAAGCGCCAAGAGCAUCGACAGCAAUCAAGACAACUGCAGCACAUGCAAACGGGUUUUCAUGUCUGUCUCAGCGCUUCGGAAGUCUCCUCAUGUGUUCGUUGCAACGCUUGUUUUCUGCAUGCGGAAGACGGAGCCUCUUGUGUCACCUGCAGUGCUGGGGUCUUUGCUGCAACGACAAGUGCCUCCUGUUGACCCCAUCACUCUCUUUACCAAGUGCCUGGAAAGCGGCCUUCUCCAGACAGCUUCGCUUUAUUUGCUGCCCAUCCAGACAGCGGAGGGCCCGCUUCAGGUGCGGUGUCGCCGCGUGCUACCACUUCUCCGUGCUGCUCUAGAAGCGGGAAAUUUUCUCCUAGUUCGCAAGCUGCUACAUUUUUUCUGGGCUUUUUUUAGGAGAAGGCACCACCCAAGGUCUGCUUGCAAUCGGAGCAAGGCGCAGCAGCAACAGCUCUGGGCGGAACCUGCAUCCGUAGCUCCUGUGGGGUGCCCAGUGCAGCGGCGGCGGGAAGGGCAACAUUCUGAGGGCCAACAGAAUUUCGUAUACAAAAGGAGGACCAGACGGAAGAGCCAUCAGGUCUCACAGUUGCGCUCUUUGCUUUGGCGUCCAUUGCAUGCAGAAGAUCUGAAUUUCCAAAUCACGGAAAGCACCGCAGAAGCUGGCGCUGAUGAUAGCUUCAGCACAAACCCAUGGUUGUCCCGCGUCCCUUUGGAGUUACCCCAUGUGGAUCGCCUUCUAGCAGCUCGGGUGUAUCAGGAAGUCGAGAGGACUGUUGCUGCCGCUGCUUCGGCAUUACUCCAACAGCAGCAGUGGUUGCGACUAUUUGACUUGGCGACGACUCUAGCUCUGGACCUUCCGGCUUGGCUGCGGGGCCACAGCAAGGGCGAUUUGUUGGAUCAGGUUGACCAACGACAUAAGCAAAACACCCAAAAACAGAUGCCUGGGGCAGAUGGGUUGGCAACCUCUACAGCAAAGACUGUGCCGGAAGGGACCGAACACUCAUGUAGGGCUGCAACAGCAGGGGCAGCGGCAACUGCGUCUCAGGUACUUCCACUUUUCUCCGAGGCAGUCUUGUCCUUUACACAGCAGCUUUGCAUUGGGGAUACGCCUCUGUCUUUGCGUCUGAAAAGGCCUCUCAUCCUAGAUUGUUCUUCGUCAUCUGUGGAAGAGAAAUACAAACAACUGUAUCCUGCCUGGCAAGGUGAGCUGCAAGUGGCUGGAUCGGCAGCAGCAGUGCUGGAAAUGGCUUGCAGGCAAUCCUGGACAUGCACUGCAUCUCUAGUGCCCCCACUGUGCAGCAACUGGAACAGGCAGCAGCAUGCAGCAGCUGAGAUAGCUCGGUAUCUGGCAAACGUGCUGCUGCGUUCGGGACUCCCAGUAUACACGCUGGCGCUUGCGGCGGCAGCGCGCGACAGAGUUGCAGCAGCGCAGAUAUUCGGCUGGUAUCCGCGGUUGCGUUGCCUUUUUCUACCGACAGUUGGUUCAGCGUGGGUUGAUGGAGCUGAGGGACAAGCGGCGCUUUCGAGGGGCCAAGCAGCCAAAGAAGUCUGA
Molecule: messenger RNA, 6909 nt
Organism: Eimeria mitis
Lineage: Eukaryota; Apicomplexa; Conoidasida; Eucoccidiorida; Eimeriidae
Exons: 9
Coding region: 1-6909 (2302 amino acids)
Biological process (GO): intracellular protein transport; retrograde transport, endosome to Golgi
Cellular component (GO): cytosol; Golgi membrane; Ric1-Rgp1 guanyl-nucleotide exchange factor complex
Source: RefSeq, a predicted model, not a curated record